GAUUGCCUUAAGAAGAACAGAGCGAGAGAGAGAGAGAGCAAGUGAUGGGUAGGAGGAGGCAGAGGUUUUUGUCUUGGUUUUGUCUGAUCCGACAUGAGCCACAGAACGUGAGUGCUUGACCGAGAACAGGCAUCUCUCACUGGACGCAUCACCCUCACCCUUCCACUCAGUCUGUCUGCCUGCCUGGAGCUGGGGCUGGAGCUGUGGUAGCGACGGGCUAUCAGAGAGGCUAGCAGGCACAGUGGCUCUGAUGAGAAGAGGGGCUAAGCUGAGCCGGUGGGCUUGCUCUCUGCCUCACAGACACAUUUUAUUGACUUGCUAAUUGCCUAAGACACUCAGAGGAGAGGAUGCAGUGACUGAAGGGCGCGAAGGAACCAACUGUACAGAAGAGCGUUACAGGCAGUGGAACAGUGACUGCGUUCUGCCUAUCUGACCACCAUUUCUGCUUCUCUUUACUGUGGGAAUUACAGCAGAUGUUUGCAGCCUGCCUUUCAUUGAUCUGCACAACGUGCAUAUGUGAUUCAUGUAUGACAUUAGUGUGUCUUUGCCUCACAUGCAGUCGGAAGUAGACUCUCACCACCACAUGCUUUGCAACACGUGAAUGAUUUCCAUAUGGAUGUUUGUUCUCUUAUUUACAUUCAAACCUGUUUUUCUCUGCUAGGUCUGCUUAAGCUGUUGUUUACUGUGCUUUCUGGUUUGUCUUUACCACGAUACAUACCCUUUGGUGUCUGUGACGGUGCUACAUUAUUUGUUUUAUUUUUUUGUCAACCAAUCAAAUGUAAUGGGGAUAUGAAGAUUCUGAAGCAUACAAUGAAUAUCCUUCACUGGGAGUGAAGAAAUUAUCUGAAGAGAAGCUGAAGACUGACUUGAGGCAUUUCAUCUUGUGGUAUUUUGUGGAGUGGGGAACUACGUAGUACAGUCUUGUUGGAAAAAUGGACCAGGCUCAUUUGUUGACUCUUGCAUAAUUCCAGACUACCCAGUCACAAACAUCAAGAUCGAGGAAAGCAAUCUCAGAUCCCUGGCAUCGGGCUGUAGAAUUAAUCUUUCAUAUGGAGAGAGAAAGGGGAAAAGAAAGAGAAGACUGUGAAUGAACCUGUGGAGGAGACCAGUGAUCAGCAAAGAGAAGGUGACAAGGGGAUUACAGGAAGGAUUCAAAUAAAGUACACUAGAUUUAAGUAACUCAGCCUUGUUAAGUAUGCUCCGCUAAUUCUAGGUAGCUCCUACCACCUCUUGACAAAGUUACCAUUCACCCACAUCAGACGUAUCCCUACGCCAGUUAGUUUGACAGUACCUUCUGACUGUUUUCUGGUCUGACUGUUGUCUCUCUGGUGAAGCCUCCAGUUGUAGGUUGCCAUGCCUGUUCCCUGCAGGUCUGUCUGGGUCAGAGUGAGGGCUCUGCCGCUGCUCUGAGGUCGGUCUGCCUCCCUGUCUGCCAGCCUGCCGCCCCUAUGAGCCAAACAGGCACCCUACCAAGGCGCACCACCUACCUCAUCUCCCUCACCCUGGUCAAGGUCGAGGCGGUAGGGGGUGAUGGAAGGGCCACCGGGCCCCAGCCACAGCUGGCCCUUUCCCUAGGGAGAGGAGGUGUGGGGGGCCCUGGCUAUGAGGAGGAUGAGGAGCUGAGCAGGACCACUGAGGAUGAGGGAGGACACUCAUGUGCCGUGGGGGAGGGAGAGGGGGACACAGAAAUGGAGGAAGAUGAGCAGGAUGGCAUUAGCUUUGGGGGGCCUGUUCAGGAGCGGGGGAAGCCUGAGAUGAGGGAGAAAGAGAGUCGUGGGCCAGGCUCCUCAAAAGAUAUCACAUUGGGGAUUAAGAGCAAGGAGUCUCCCCUCUUACCGAAGAACAUGAAAGACCAAGUGAAGGGGCUUGCAGGGGUGUCAGGUGUCCCCUCAGAGGUAGGGCUGAGGAAAGAGGGAACCCGUCCUAAAACCGAACUCUACAGGGAGCCACCCAUGCUGUUUCCAAGGGGCGAGGAGGGGAUGGGCGACCCAAGCAGCACCCUCUGCCGAGUCAGCGUGCCCAUCACUGUCCCUCCCAGGUUUACCCAUCGACCCGAGGUCCUGAUGAGGUCACAUGCCGGGGGGGGGACUGUAAGCCGGCGGGAGUUGAGGGAAGCCGAUCAGAGUAUGCCUCCAUCUGCCAAGAGUCUGGACCGCAAAGACAACCGUAUAGGGGAUCGGUCGCCUAUGAUAGGUGCUGCGGCCGCCCUAGGGCCUUACCGAGCAUCCUGGGCAGACAGUGACGGCAGGACCACCCUCCUUCACCAGGGGGUCCCAGUGGGGGGAGGGUUUACAGGCGUGGUGACCAGGGAAAGCCCCCAAGGGGACAGGCUGAAGACAGGCUCCACCUCUCUGCCAGCUCAACCCACCACCCAGGUGUCCAAGCCGGCAAGGAAGGGCAAGAGCCGUACCCUUGACAACAGUGACCUGCACUCUCUUUCUGAGGACUUGAAGAAGGGGAAGGAUGGCAAGGGCCAGGGUCAGGGAGGAACCACCCAGCGCGCCCGCGACCGCAAGAUGCUCAAGUUCAUCAGUGGGAUCUUCACAAAGAGUACGCCUGCGCCUCCCAGCUCCAACACAACGCCCCCUAUUUACACACCCAUACAGAGGGGUUCUAGUGAGGAGGAAGCAGCGUGCACUAACAGUCAAGAAUGGACCUUCAGUCGAACUGUCCAAGAGCUCCGUCUGGGGGUGUUGGGAGGUCUCCGCAGUGGAAAGUCAGCCUUGGUCCACAGACACAUGACCGGGAGCUACCUCCCCCUGGAGAACCCAGAUGAGGGCAGGUAUAAGAAGGAGGUUCUGGUUGAUGGUAACAGUCACAUGUUGCUGAUCAGGGAGGAGACAGGACCCCCAGAUGCACAGAUGGCUAACUGGGUGGACGGGGUCAUCCUGGUCUUCAGUCUAGAGAAUGAGGCCAGUUUACAGGAAGUUUACAGGAACUACAGCGAGCUGGGCUCUCACCGCAACAUUGCUGAGAUCCCCUUCAUAGUCGUGGGCACCCAAGAUAAAAUCACCAGCACCAACCCUCGGGUGAUAGAGGACGCCAGGGCCAGACAGCUGUGUUCAGACGUGAGGCGCUGUACCUACUACGAGACUUGCGCUACCUACGGCCUCAACGUCAACCGCGUCUUCACCGAGGCUGCUCACAAGAUCAUGGCAGUGAAGAAGCAGGCAGCUCUAUUGGCCUCCUGUAAAUCCCUGCCCAACUCUCCCAGUCACUCUGGAGGCUCUACGCCAGUGUCAGGAGUCUUUCCUGGGCAGGCCAGUAAUGGUGGUCAGAGCAGUGACUACUCGUCUUCUCUGCCCUCCACCCCAGUGAUCAGUCAUAAGGACAUCGGUGGGGCAGCAGGCGGGGAGAGGCUGGGCAGCGCCACCCCAGGGUCUGUCCGCAGCGCCUCCCGGCGACGCACCGGCUCCCGCUUCACGGGCCGUAGGGGCAGUGACUCGGAGAGGAGGAGUACAGACAGUAAGACAGGAGACCUGGGCAGUGGACGCUCCAUCCCCAUUAAACAGAGUGUCCUGCUGAAGCGCAGUGGCAGCUCCCUCAACAAGGAAUGGAAGAAGAAAUAUGUCACGCUGUCCAACAACGGCAUGCUCUCCUAUCACUCAAACGUCAAUGACUACAUGCAGAAUGCCCAUGGGAAGGAAAUGGACAUGCUGCGGGUGACUGUGAAAGUGCCAGGGAAACGCCCGCCUCGUGCUGGUGCCGUCCCUUGCUGUGGCCCUCCUCCUGGCCUCAACGGCCUGGUCAAAGACGUACAAGUGCCUGAGGGGGCCAGUGCAGUCCCUGGUAGUGGCAGUAACCUCCUGCCGGUAGAGGAGGGGGCGGGAGGGUUGUCAGAGGGGUUCAGAGGGGUGCAGCUCUGUCCCUCUACUGUCUCCUACAGGGCCCAAAGUGUGGACACUGCCAUCGAGGGUGUGUCCAACCCCUCCUCCUCUAAAGACACAGGUCCCGCCUCCCCGAUGGUUGACAGGAAGAAGCAUCGCAAGAAGAAGAGCAUGAACCUGAAAGGAGACACAGCAAUUGGCCAAGCAGAUGCAAAGCGCAAAAUGUGGAAACUAAAAAGCUUUGGUAGCUUAAGAAACAUAAACAAGACAGACGAGGAUAACUUUGACUUCCUUAUCGUGUCAAGCACGGGCCAGACGUGGCACUUUGAGGCCCAGAGUGUGGAGGAAAGGGACGCCUGGGUGACUGCCAUCGAGAGCCAGAUCCUGGCCAGCCUGCAGCUGUGUGAGAGCAGCAAGAACAAGGCUCGUAAGAACAGCCAGAGUGAAGCUGUGGCGCUGCAGGCUAUCCGUAACGCCAAGGGCAACAGCCUCUGUGUGGACUGUGAAGCACCUAACCCAACGUGGGCCAGUCUGAACCUGGGGGCUCUUAUCUGCAUUGAGUGUUCAGGGAUACACAGGAACCUGGGCACCCACCUGUCCCGUGUCCGCUCUCUGGACCUGGACGACCUGCCCAGAGAACUCACCCUGGUGCUGGGCGCCAUUGGCAACCACCUGGCCAACAGCAUCUGGGAGGGACGCACACUGGGCCGCCGGAAACCAACACCCAACGCCACCCGAGAGGAGCGGGAAUCGUGGAUCCGGGCCAAGUAUGAGCAGAGGCUGUUUGUGGCUCCGCUGGUCCCGCCUUCCCCCUCCAUGUCCCCCAGUCAGGGGCCAGAGGUCAACACGCUGUCGGCCUGUCUGCUGGUGGCCGUGAUGGAGAGGGACCUCCCCCGCCUGCUCCUCCUCCUGGCCCACAGCACCAAGGACGACAUUAAUGCCCCACUCCGCCCAGGGGGUCACCUCUCUCCUCAGCCCCCUGCUGCAUUCCCCAGCUCUCCCAUGGGAGGAUCCCCCCUGCCGCCCCACUCAGCGCUGCAUGCCGCCUGCCAGCUCGCCGACGUGGUCAUGACCCAGUUGCUGGUCUGGUAUGGCAGUGAUGUGAGGUGUCGGGAUGCCCAGGGGCAGACCGCCCUCACGUUGGCGCGUUACGCAGGAAGUCAGGAGUGUGCCGACAUCCUCCUGCAGUACGGCUGCCCCAACGAGCCGCCUCCCUCGGUUGCCACAACGCCCAGCCUCUCAGUCGCCACGACAACCAGCCUUUCGCGCAAGAGCAGCGCCACCAGCCUGAGCCGCAGCAGCAGCUCCAGAAGAGCAGUGUCUUAAUGUGACAGGGGUUAGAGCACACUGUGUGAAAGUGUAAGUGUGUAUGUACGUGUAAAAGUGUGAGUACAUGCAAUAUGUGUGUGUGUGUGUGUGUGUGUGUGAGAGAGACAGAGCUUGUGUGGGUGGUGCAUGUGUGUUUGUGACCAUAUGCAUGCCAGGGUAGCUCUAGUUGAAGGGGGAGGCUGUGUCAUCAGUGUCCACUAAAAUAAACCUAUAAAGUCACACCAGGACGUAGUCCCAGACCAGAAGGACUGAAUGAACAAGCAGCCAACACCAUCACCACCCUUAGUGGUGCACGGGUCAGCUGUUUAUUCACCUACACCAGCCCGCAAUUGCUAAAUAACCCAUCCGCAACUGCCCGACUAUAUGUGAUAAAGUGAAAAUCUGAGGCCUGACCCUAACCCGCAAAUAUAUAAAAUGUUAAAAGCCGUAAAAACUACCCAACAUGUUUCUGGCAACAUUUCAGCUUGGCUUGGAUGCAUAUUUUAUGUGACUGAAAUAGGCUACUAUCAUAUUUUCUGAUGCUGAUAAAGAUAGGAACUUUACAGACGGUCCCUAACCACACAUUCAUUCUCUAAAGAUGCUGAAAUAAAUAAUAUUUCUCCAUUCCAGUCAAAAUGUACAUUUGGUGUAUAAUUUCACAAGUUAAUAUAAUAUUAGGUGGUAAGAGCGUCUGCUAAAUGACUUAAAUGUAAAUGUAAUAGACCUAUAUUCAAUUAACAAUUAAGUACUUAAGUGUGAAUUUUUUUCAAUGAAAAUGGUCAAAAAUAAACAAAAUUGACUUCUUAGCAAAGAGCAAUUUUUCAAUAAGAAUUUAGCUAAGACUGUCUGGGAGUGGUUUGAAUGGGGAGGUGAAAACAGAAAAUGUGCUCUUAUUGGCAGAGAGGUUUAGAACUCUCUUGUCUAUUAACUAAUUUACCACAUGAUGAUGUCACCAUGGAAGGCCAAAACUCCCUCCCACCAAAUCAGGCUGUCUUUUCAAACAGAGCUUACACUAAAAGGGCAGUAUCAUAAUUUUCUAAAUUGUACAGUAUUAUUCCAAACUCAGUGUGGAAAUAUAUAUAUAUAACAAAUCAUGUUUUUUUAAUGUACUGGGCCUUUAACCCAUCUGAACAGUAGCCUAUAGUUCCCUUGAUGUACCAUUUUGAAGUCCUCCUCGUGUGACUAUCAAAUUUGUAUAGUGCCUCACAAUCACACACAAUAGUUGGCACUGCUAUCAUCCUCUUUUACCACUUCACCAAAUCUUUCCCAAACAUCAGGCUACUGUUCUGGCGCUUCUAUUUAUUUUCAACUCUCCAUUUUGCAGCUCGUCUCUUAUUUAAUUAAACUCCAAAAUUGUCCUUUUUCCUCAGUGGAUCGACGUGAACUUUUCUGCAUAAGUUCGUAAAAGCAAUUGACGAUUGCUGUGUAUUCAGAGAGUGUACAGUUAGGCCCUAAAGUUUAGGCUUAGACUACACUCUAGCACCAGAUAAAAAAUAAUACAAAUAAAUGUAGCCUAUAGAUAUGAAUUGCACAAGAAUUAUACAUUUAUGGAUUUUUUUUAAUGCAUAGUUUAUUCAACCCACCUGCCCGCCAUUCAGCCACACACUAUUUAAUUGCCCUAAACUGCAGGGACUGCAGGUUAUGAGUCAACCCACACAUCACUAACCACAGUAAAGCCAGGAGGCAGAACUCCCUCUAACUUGGCUCUGUGCAUGCAUGUUUGAACGAGAGGGACUGGUCUUGUCAGUGGGGUACCUUGUCCCCACUAUGGCGCUGAUAAUAUAUACUCUUCCAGGCUCACCUCACCACUGCUCUGCUCUGUUGGACCUUUUUACCUGCCAAAAGGUGUGCUACUGCUUCACCAGUACCCCGUACCCUGAGCCUCACUAACACAUAUUGACUGACAGACAGGGAUAAUGUAACGUCAAGCUCUGGGGCCAAAUUGAUGGCCUGUCCUGUAUACUGACUUGGGUUCAUGCCCAAUCACAUCUCUCAGACCACAGGGUUGGGAGAAGAAAACAAACCGGAGGUACAGAACUGCAAUAAUUGAAUUACCAGUGUUAGACAAUGGAUGUGUCCUUCUCGCCCUUCUGUACCUCUGGAUGCUUGAAGUACCAUGAUAAGACUAUAGUAUGAAGAUGGUUUCCGGCUCUCAACAGCGGAGAAUGUCAGUUUAAAAUUCAUGAUGAAGAUUUCUCCCGUGCUUUGAUGGUUAUGGUUGACGUGGAGCAGCUUAACUUAAUGCAGCUACAUCUAUAAAGAUGCUUCAAUGUGAUGAUAAAAGGAGUAUGAUGGGGCUCAUUGAAUACUCUGGAUGACAUUGUACUUAUACAGAAACUUAACAGUGGAGUCAAGACCAACAGCAAUGGCCAGUGCUGGAACUAUAAUGACCACAGUUAAAGUAUCACUGUACCACGGUCAGACAAAACGGUCAGUUACUGAACAAUGCUCAGCUGAGAUCAAAGUCAAAAGAAAUACUGUCCAACAGAUAUAUGAUUUGUAUUUUAAGAAUUUACGGUCAAAAUAAUAAUUGUAUAGAAAGACAUAUGAAAUUGACAUCAUUACUAUACUUGUCAUAGUUAUCAAUAUUGAGAAGUAAUUCAUGGACAAGAAUGUUAAUGUGGGUUCUGAAGUUUGUAUGGUAGGUUAUUGUUUAAUACACACAGGGGUUACUCUUAGCUGUUCAGAGAUACAAAACUGUGACAGAUUUGGUGAUUAUUUUCUUUGGCAGUCCGCUAUCUAGCUCCCUGACGUCACUUUGACAUCCAAGAUGGAGACUUGUAAUGUGUGUGAAUAAUGUGCGUUUUGGAAAUGAGAGAGACCCACACACCCACUAGGGCCGUUUCUAUAUGUCCUAUUUUAGCUGAACAGUGUUACUGCCAGACACCAUUGUAUUGUGAAACAAAUGAAAUGCCUUCCAGUUUGAUUGAAUGUAAUUGCAAAUAUUGGGAAUGUUUUGUGUGCACUGCCACACCCACAAAAGAAAAAGGGGUUCAAAACCAAAACUCAAGACGUCAUUCUCGAUUAUUAUUCCAACUGUACAAAAUUAUUAUUAGUAAGGGAAAUUAAUUGCCUUGUAUUGAGAAUGAAAAGUUUGCUAGUGGCCACAAUAGAGACCAUUAUCAUAACACCACAAGGACCAUGUUGCUUUUAUAUUGGGACUUAUCAAUCUACUGCAGUAUGAUCAUACCUCUUUUUUUUAAAUUACUGAAAAUGAACAUUUGUCUGUAAAUUGUGUAUGCUUCUUUUGUUUUGCAGUGUUUUUCUACUCCUGUAUAUGAUUCAUGGCUCAUUCAAGUUAGCUGUCAAAAAAAUUACUGUCAAACCUGUGGUUUUAUUUAUAUAUUUGGGAGUGUUUCAUAUUUUAAUGUGCAACUUUUAUCUGCUUAAAACAAAUAAGGAAAGGAAAAACAGUAUACAACAAAGCAACAAUAAAAAUGUUGUAUUCUG
Molecule: messenger RNA, 8585 nt
Organism: Oncorhynchus gorbuscha (pink salmon)
Lineage: Eukaryota; Metazoa; Chordata; Actinopteri; Salmoniformes; Salmonidae
Product: arf-GAP with GTPase, ANK repeat and PH domain-containing protein 1-like
Exons: 19
Coding region: 1449-5153 (1234 amino acids)
Cellular component (GO): nucleus
Molecular function (GO): GTPase activator activity; GTP binding; protein binding
Source: RefSeq, a predicted model, not a curated record